This is a messenger RNA of Oncorhynchus gorbuscha (pink salmon), 1508 nucleotides long. RefSeq lists its product as uncharacterized. Lineage: Eukaryota; Metazoa; Chordata; Actinopteri; Salmoniformes; Salmonidae. The coding region runs from base 386 to 1003 and encodes 205 amino acids. Gene Ontology annotation, cellular component: membrane. The record is from RefSeq and is a predicted model, not a curated record. The transcript is spliced from 5 exons.
AGCGAGGGCCUGGCUUACUAUUGUCAGCCUGGGCUCUGAGGGUUUGUGUGUUUCUAUCUCAGUAAGAGGGACAAUUGGGAUAAACAGCUCACAGAUGGACAUUGAGUUGAUGAUUCGGUCAGUUUGGAUUAUGUAAGUGGAGAGAAGUCAUAACUAAACUAAAUUGCAUAUGAGACAUCUGUAUGCUGUAGCGGUGGAGGUCCGAGGAGCCUAGAAAUAACUAAGUUAGAAAAAGACCCGAGGGGGGAUAGGAAGUGUGUGCAUCUCAAGAGGCUGGGUCGCAGCAGAAGCGCUCUAAGGCUGUGCCCUUGCCCAGAACAAAAGAAAAAAAGAAAACGGCACCCUGCAAUAACUCUGCGGACCCCAAGCAAAUAGAAACUGAAGAAUGGAAGGCUCCAGAAUCUCUCUCCAUCUUCUCUUCUUCCUUCUGAUUGGACAAGCUUCACACACUAGCAUUACUCAGCCUCAGACCACUAAUGCCAUGUAUCCAACUGACAUAACCUCAAUUACCCAAGAGGAAAACGACACCUCCAGCUCUCCCACAAAGGCCACCACGGGCUGCCUCAUCAAGCCCCAGUUGGGCUUCAUAGUGGUGACCUGCGCUGGGGGCCUGGUCCUGUUUCUGCUCGUCUCUACUGUGGUCCUGGCCUCCCAGGUGUGCAGUCUUAGGCGCCAGGCCCGUGCCCCUCGCCCCGCCCGCAGUAACGUGGACCUGGUGAGUGGCGCAGGCUACUGGGACACGGAGCACUCUGAGGGGGGCAUAGUGGGGCCCUGUGAUACCAGUGUCAUGUUGGAGGAGGUCCGUUUGGAUGGAGAAGAGGAUGAAGAGCAGGGGGAAGAAGAGAAGGAGGAAAGGGAGGAGGAGCAGGCAGAAGGAGUCAGAGGCCAAACAGGGGAUGUGAGAACAACUGGCGAAAUAGCCAUGCAGAUGCAGAGUUCCAGCUCCAGGGAUUUGUGUCUGGAAAUCCCCCAGGAUCUAGAGAACAUGCCCCUAGUGGUGUGAGUAGAGCAUUGCAUGCACUCCCUCUCCAGCCUCAGAGAGCCAUGGCCUGGCUCAGAACUGAACUUCACUCAGGCAUAGAUAUCAACAGGCCAGAUCAGCUCCAGUCUUGUGCCUCAAGUCAAAACAAAGAGUAUUUGUUAUUUUUUAAAUAAGUACUCCAGCUAUAUGUAAUCCAUUUUUAGGAGCUUUUACAUAUUUGCUUUGUAAACUGAAUUAAUCUGAUUUGGAAUGAUUUUGUCUCAAAUUUAUUUCUAUAGAGAACAUUUGAAUAGGCUGUUGGGAGCAGCAAGACAUUAAUUUGAAAUAAUGUGCUACGAACAGCACACUACUGCCAACUGCCCAAGUUAAUUACGCUUACAGCUUACUACGAAGGUUCAGGAUCUUUGUACGGGGAGGGGGGGGGUCACUUAUAUUUUACAUUUGAGUCAUUUAGCAGACGAUCUUAUCCAGAGUGACUUACAGGAGCAACUAGGGUAAAUUACCUUGCUCAAGGGCAUAUUGACAA